AGACAGACAGCACCUCCUCCUCUUCAUCAUGGCGACCACGAUGUACUCCUCCUCCUCCAGCAGCUUCAUUGGGGGCGGCGGCCUGGGUCUGGGCCGAGCGUCCCUGGGUGGCGGCGGCGGCAGAGGCAUGAGCUCCUACAGCGUGUCCGGGGGGGCAGGGGGCGGCGGCAUCAGGGUGUCCCGGGCCAGCCAGUCCUUCUCUGCCGGAGGCGGGGGCUACGGCUUCGGUGGAGGCGCAGGUGCAGGGGCAGGUUUCGGCUUUGGUGGAGGAGCAGGUGGAGGUGGAGGUGCAGGGUUUGGCUUCGGAGGGGGUGCAGGUGGGGGCUUCGGUGGCGGAGGGGACGACAGCGUGAUCGGCAACGAGAAGUUCACCAUGCAGAACCUGAACGACCGUCUGGCCAACUACCUGGCGAAGGUGGCGGCACUGGAGAAGGCCAACGCUGACCUGGAGCUGAAGAUCCGGCAGUUCGCUGAGACCAAGAUCAGCCCCUCCGCCAGGGACUACAGCCACUUCUACACCACCAUCGCUGAGCUGCAGGGCAAGAUCCAGGACGCCAUCAUCGUGAACAGCACCGUCAGGCUGAGCAUCGACAACGCCAGACUCGCUCAGGAUGACUUCAGAAUCAAGUACGAGAACGAGCUGGGCAUGCGUCAGUCAGUGGAGGCAGACAUCGCCGGGUUGAAGAUGCUGCUGGGAGAACUGGGCGUGGCCAAGACCGACCUCACCAUGCAGAUCGAUAGCCUGAAGGAUGAGCUGGAGACCAUGAAGGCGAACCACAUAGAGGAUCUGGCCUCCAUGCGCACUCAGGUGAGCGGACAGGUGAAUGUGGAGGUAGACGCUGCUCCUCAGGAAGAUCUCACAAAGGUCAUGGAGGAGAUCAGAGAACACUACGAAGCUGUCGCUGCCAAGAGCCGAAAAGAGCUGGAGGGCUGGUUCCAGGCCAAGUCUGAAACACUCUCUAAGGAGGUCGCCACCACAGAGAUGACUCUGAAGACAACAUCCACCGAGGUGAAGGACAUCAAGAGUCAGCUUCAGGCUCUGGAAAUCGAGCUUCAGUCCCAGCUCAGCAUGAAAGCGUCUCUUGAAGCUUCGCUCAACGACAUCCAAAGGCGCUACGCUGAACGCUUAGCAGGCUUCCAGAUGCAGGUGACCAUGUUGGAGCAGCAGCUGGUAAGUCUGAAGGCAGACCUGGAGAGACAGGGACAAGAAUACCAGAUGCUGCUGGACAUCAAGACCAGACUGGAGCAGGAGAUCGCGGAGUACAGACGGCUGCUGGACGGAGAGGCAUCAGGAAGCCUGUCAGGGUCCUCCUCCUCUUCUUCCAGCUCCACAGUCACCAAAACCAUGGUGACCAAGGUCAUCGAGACCACAAGCUAAGAACCAAUCACACGCGUCUGUCUGACUGGGGGCGGAGUCAAGUCUCUGCCUGUCGUCUUCCUGCUUUGCUGAAAUAAGGAGCACCUUCACCUGAGGAGGAGCAUCUCUCACCUUUCACCUGUUUCCUGUUACAAAUUAAAGCAGUUAGUUUAAAGAUCUGAGGGGAACCGUUCAUCAGAACCGGGUUUAUGUUGGGAAAACUGUCCUGAUCUUCCACCAGAACGUCUGUCUUUAAAAAUAAAACUUUAAAAAAACUCA
This is a messenger RNA of Austrofundulus limnaeus, 1636 nucleotides long. RefSeq names its product keratin, type I cytoskeletal 13. The record is from RefSeq and is a predicted model, not a curated record. Bases 29 to 1378 code for a protein of 449 amino acids. Gene Ontology annotation, cellular component: cytoskeleton. The transcript has 8 exons. Gene Ontology annotation, molecular function: structural molecule activity. Lineage: Eukaryota; Metazoa; Chordata; Actinopteri; Cyprinodontiformes; Rivulidae.